UUGCAAACUCUUUUUUGUUUUCUGGAUCUCUUGAAGGUCAAGUAAGGAUGUUUAUCCAACUAAGUUUGCUCGCGCCAGUAAUGGAGAUUCGCCUUAUCACUGUCCACGUCACUCGUGUGUCUGAUACUGGGGCAGGAGACACCCACGUCUUUCUUUCACGAGCACUCGUCUUUUAGAUGGCCAAGCUAAGUACCAAAGAUAUGGUUUUGUGAUUAUAUCUCCCAGAACAAAGGAGGAACUCAUUCAGGGUUUGAUGCAGUGAGCAAAGUAUGGCUCUCGCAAGGGGAGCCCUUACGCGUUGUGUCGGUGACUCCAAUUUGAGGUUGAGAGCGCCGACUGUGAGUCCAGCGAUUAGAUUGGUCGGUGGUGCUCUCCAAGUUCCAAAGUGUGGAUUUCCAUGUCUCCAAAGGCGCCAAGCUUCUCAUGUAACGCAUUUUACGCACGAGUUUGGACAGAACCAUGUCCAAGUCGUGGAAGGCGAAUCCCCGCAGCCGGAUGAAUCACUGUCAGAUGGUUUGCUAUCAGAGCUUCAGGUACAAACACUAGAAGAACAGGCGCGAAUCUCUGCAACACCUGCUCAUCCAGAGAGCUUGUUUGCCAUGUAUGCAACUUAUGUUGCUGCGUGCUUCAUGGAGCGAGUAUGGCGAUUUGGACUGCCUGCUGUGAUUUCUCUCCUAUCCGAUACGUUGUUGCCUGUGGCAAUGCUCAGCUUUGUUGGCCAGGUAAUCCCAAUGCUCAUAGUGCUUUUUUUUGGCUCGUUGAUUGUUUGCAUACCAGCUCUGUAUGGGAUACACUUUCUUUCCUGCCUACUGGAGCACGCUUGGCACUUUGCUCUUCCUGCGGUUAUCGCAAUUCUGCACCGCAGCUUCCUCCCCGUGGCUGCGGAGAAUUUCGUAAGCCAGCUGGUCAUCUUCGUCGGUGGCCCUUGCGUAGGAGCGUUCAUGGAUUCCAUGCCAAGGCCUGCAUCGUUUAACUUUCUAAGCAUUGUUCAGACUUUCUCCAUGGUCGUCUCUGCUGCCGUGGUAGUUUUCGCCCUUCGUGGUGGAGCAGCAACAGCGUCCACAACUGGACUUCUCCUGAAACCUUGGUUCAUCAUUUUGAUGACCUUCGGUGCGUUGGAGCGGCUGGCUGGCCUCGCAUGCGGCGUUGCUUUCGAAAGGGACUGGGUCGUUCAGCUCGCAGGAUCAAAUCGGUCUCUGGCUUUAGCAAAUGCAAAUGCGAUACUGAGAAGAGUUGAUCUAGUCUGCGAGAUAGCUGGUCCGCUUCUGUUUGGAAUAUUGUUGUCGAGGUAUACUCCUGUCAAAUGCAUUUGCAUUGCCGCGGUAGCAAUGGUUACAUCUCUUCCUCUCCUGAUAUAUCUUGUUCAUUGUACAUAUAAGCUUUCGAAAGGGGUACUAGAUCGCCCCAAAACGCGUAACUGGACCGAGUCCAAAGGAUAUCAAGAUCAAUCAUCCGAGGAAGGCUUUCGUGCCAUCAAGCGUGGAUGGAUUCAAUACUUGUCACAACCAAUUCUUCCAGCAAGUGUCGCUUACGUUCUCUUAUACUUCAAUGCGGUCCUUGGGCCUGGAAGCCUCAUGACGUCUUUCCUAACGCAGCAAGGACUGAACCCGUCGAUCAUUGGAAGCUUUCGCGGGAUGUGUGCACUGAUGGGUUUCGUCGCCACAUUCGUCUCUUCUGCAGUGAUAGGAAAGCUCGGGGUGCUCAAAGCGGGAUUGACUGCUUUGGUAUUCCAAGCCGGGCUGCUUGCUCUGGCUGUUGCUGUCUACUGGAGCACUCAAGUGAAACAUCAGGCUGCCCUCAUCACAUUCUUGGUUUUGAUAGUAGUUUCAAGGCUGGGCUUCUGGGUCUACGAUAUGGUGGAUGCGCAAGUCUUUCAGACAGCGGUGCCAAUCUCGCAGGCCAACCUGGUAGGAACCACGGAGGUAUCGCUAGCGAGCCUCGCAGAGCUGGUGAUGAUGGGAGUGGCCAUCGUUGCGAGCGAGGUGAAUCAUUUUGGUGGCCUCUCGGCGCUGUCGAUGGUGGCGGUCGUAGGGGCUGCUGCCAUCUACUGGAGAUGGCUCGCAAAUCCAAGCCCAGAACAGGCUCGAUUGUUUCCGGGUAGCAGGGACCAAAAUCUAGUUGAAACUUCGCCACAAGUUUGCGACGAAGUGACCAUUGAAGCUUAUGAAGCUUAAAUUCUUUUUUUGCUUUUCUUUUCUUUACUCUCAUGUAAGCCGAAAAGAACGAGCUUUUGUUA
Messenger RNA from Selaginella moellendorffii, 2236 nucleotides. Its product is annotated as solute carrier family 40 member 3, chloroplastic. Bases 270 to 2174 code for a protein of 634 amino acids. The record is from RefSeq and is a predicted model, not a curated record. Gene Ontology annotation, biological process: iron ion transmembrane transport. Gene Ontology annotation, cellular component: membrane. The transcript has 13 exons. Gene Ontology annotation, molecular function: iron ion transmembrane transporter activity. Lineage: Eukaryota; Viridiplantae; Streptophyta; Lycopodiopsida; Selaginellales; Selaginellaceae.